UGUUCAUACCCAGCAUGGCGAACGCAUCAACAAAACGCAUCGCCGCAGCCAACGAAAGGCUGCUCAAGGCGCUCCCCAAGAACUUCUACAUGAUCAAUGUCCUCGCAGUGCUUGUUCGCAUCAUGAAGUGGAAGGUGUACGGGCGCCAGCUCUUGCCUGGCGGCUUCGUGGGCUUUCUCCACGGCCUGGGGUUUGUCGCCUCGAUAUUUAUCUGGCGCUGGUUCGUUGAAAUUGGCACACCGACGCGCAACGCCAAGGGCGACCUCCGAGUCCCCCAGGACCUGGGGGCAGGCGGCGUGAUCGAGGUGGCCUGGGAUGUCAUCUACAUCACCUGGAUCUGCACACUCGGCGGCGCGCUACUCGGCAACUGGGUGUGGUGGCUGUCCGCCCUCGUCCCCUGCUUCGUUGGUUCAAAGCUCUUCGGCGUCGCCAAGCCCUUCCUCGGCAUGUUCCUCCCGGGCUUGUUCGGCCCCAAGGCGCCUAAGGAGGAGGCGCCCGUUGCUGCGGGGGGACAGCCAGGCGAGUCGCGCAAGCAGGCCAAGCUGCGCGCCCGCGCCGAGAAGGGCGACAGGCGCGUGCAGUCCGUGCGGCGCUAACUCUGACUCUCGUUAUCUUGCAUAGAUGAAUCUAGUAAUACAGUGCAUUUGCGUGUAGAAGGG
Cutaneotrichosporon oleaginosum is the source of this 659-nucleotide messenger RNA. RefSeq lists its product as uncharacterized. Gene Ontology annotation, biological process: vacuolar protein processing. NCBI's taxonomy places the organism in Eukaryota, Fungi, Basidiomycota, Tremellomycetes, Trichosporonales, Trichosporonaceae. Gene Ontology annotation, cellular component: intracellular membrane-bounded organelle. The record is from RefSeq and is a predicted model, not a curated record.